Messenger RNA from Perca fluviatilis (European perch), 6787 nucleotides. It is a transcript of the gene cc2d1a, whose product is annotated as coiled-coil and C2 domain containing 1A. Gene Ontology annotation, molecular function: DNA-binding transcription repressor activity, RNA polymerase II-specific; RNA polymerase II cis-regulatory region sequence-specific DNA binding. Lineage: Eukaryota; Metazoa; Chordata; Actinopteri; Perciformes; Percidae. Gene Ontology annotation, cellular component: nucleus. Gene Ontology annotation, biological process: regulation of transcription by RNA polymerase II. The record is from RefSeq and is a predicted model, not a curated record.
GAAGUAAAUUCCACAUACGCUCCCCAUGGUUCACCUCCUAGGAUGGCGAAGGCAUACAAAAUCCGCGACCCGCCCAUACCCGCCGUACUCGCUGCCUGGUCUGGUUUGUUCUAACCCGUCUCUGUUAGGGUUAGGCAGGAGGAGUUGGUUAUGGUAACAAUGUCAGGGUAACGUUAAGCCAAUCCAUGGCAGAGUAAGAUAGAGUAGGGCGGGCCUUGCCUUCUCCAUCCUAGGAAAUAAAAUACUCUCGCGUACCGUUCUUGUUUUCACCGUUUUGACAGCUCGAACUAAACGUUAAAUUAAAUCUGCCUGCUUGUAUAUAUUUUGUCUUUUCUCCUAUACUUUCGGAGCAGUUUCCGACUUGAAUAAUCGACCCGACUAGCUGUAACAAUAACAUCACGGUCCGUGAUACCGUCAAGGAAGUCAAAAUGAGUCGCAGUCGGAACCCCCCUCCCCGGGGUCAAGGGGCAGCGCGAGCCAAACAGAUGGGGCUGCUUCUUGACCUGUCCCCGGAUGGAGGGAUGGAUGAUGAGGGAAAUGAUGAAGACCUGGAGGCAGAGCUGCUGAAUCUGGUGGGAGGAGGUGGAGGGAGAUCACAAGGAAAGAAAGCUCCUGUUCCCAUGGCUGAUAUAGAGCAAAUGGCAGCUCUUUGUAUGAAAGACCUGGAUGAUGAGGAAAUGGGGGAUGAAGAUUUGGAAGAUGAUGAAGAUCUGCUGGCAGAACUGAAUGAGGUUUUGGAGGAUGAUGAAGAACCAACUCCUGCUCCCACCCUUCCUGCUGUCACGCCGACUGGUCCCAAAGUGAGCGUCGCAUCCCACUCUGCUCCUUCUGCAGCUCCCAGGGGUGCGACUGUGUUGGAGUCUCUCCUGUUGGAGCGCAUUGAAAUGUAUAAGGGAGCCAUUUCCAAUGCCAAGGCUGCGGGGGAGACGAGCAAAGUUCGAAGAUACGACCGUGGGUUUAAGACUCUGCAGACAAUGUUGGCAUCUGUCAGGAAAGGAAAAGCAGUCAAUGAGGAGGAGAUCCCGCCUCCAGUUGCUCUCGGCGGAAAGCCCAACGUCACAGCAGAGUCUGAAUCGAUCAAGGAACGAGAACUGCCAGAGCCCACGCGGAUGCCCUCUCUGCCCACAAAUCAGAAACCUCUGAGGGAGGCUGCGCCAAAAGCUCCUGAUAUGAAGCCGCUCCAUCUGACCGUGCCCCAAAAGCCUGCUGCUGCCAUCACCCCGGAAACACCUGCCAUCUCUCCCCUCACCCCCAGCCAGCCCGACGCACAGCACUCCGAGCUGAAACAGGCUGUGUUGUCCAGACAAAGGGAGUAUAAGAUGGCGGCCAUAAACGCUAAACAGAGCGGCGACAUAGACCAGGCGAAACAGCACUACUUCACUGCCAAGAAGCUGGACAUGCUGGUGGAGGCUGUGGACAGAGACGAACCAGUAGACCUGAGCUCACUACCUCCUUCUCCUGGAGACGUAGUAGCAAAACACUGUGCACCUCCUCCUCCUCAGUCUUCCUCUAAACCUGCUGCCCCCGCUGCACCUGCACCCACCCAGGUGGCUAAUGCCGAUCUGCCUGCUCCCAGCAGUUUGGCAGAAGCCUUGCAGCAGAGAAUGGACGUAUACAAGUCAGCAGCAGAGGGAGCCAAGAGCAAAGGAGAUGAUCGUAAGGCUCGCAUGCACCAGCGCAUUAUCAAGCAAUACCAGGAUGCCAUCAGAGCUCACAAAGCUGGACGACCUGUCUCUUUGUCGGAUCUACCUGUGCCACCAGGCUGUCCACCACUUCAGGGCUCAGAGGGGGGUCAGCAGAACUUCAUGGGUGUCCUGGAAACGGCUAUGAAAAUAGCUAAUCAGGAUGCAGACGCAGAAGAGGAAGAAGAGGAUGGACAAAGAGAGGCUGCCAAGCCCACAGUGCGUCCACCUACCCAGAAGGCAAAGUCUCCAGCUCCUCAGGCCCCGGGAGGCUCCUCAGCUCCAAAACUGGGAUCUAAAGCCCAGCAGCAAGUGGAUUUACUGUUGCUAAGGCGACAGGCUUUUUUGCGUGCAGCGCUGCGCUCCAAACAGAUGAAGGACAUGACUGGAGCAGCGCAGUACCUCAGACAUGCCAAGGGACUGGACCCCAUGAUCACUGCUGCCAAGUCUGGCCUACCUGUCGAUAUCACCAAGAUUCCCAGUGCUCCAGUGAGUGAGGAGGACUACGCCCUGGCUCGCUCCCGCACCUCCCCUCUCUCCCAACGCUCCAGUGAACAGUACCACGGGCUCAUGGAUCUUUUGCGGAAGCAGCAUGAGAAAUGUUUGGGAUACUCUCAACAGCUCACACUCAUGGGCAAUGUGUCUGAGGCUCUGAAGUUUGAGAGGCUAGUUGAGGAGUGUAUGAAGAACAUAGAGAUACUGAAGAAUGCACACGCCAAGGGCCAGCCAGUCCCCAAGUGCCGCACAGAGGAGAGGACCUUCAACACGAUCAAGAGCAACUCCAACCUGACACCUAAUGACCUGAUACUGUACAUCAUCAAAGGCAUCAACCUACCAGCUCCCUCAGGUGUCUCACCCAACGAUCUGGAUGCCAGUGUGAAGUUUGAGUUUCCUUUUCCCAGCGCGGAGCGUCAGAGGGAUAAAACGAGCACAGUAAAGAGCACCAACAGCCCAGAGUUUAAAGAGAAUUUCAAACUCAACAUCAACCGCGCCAACCGAGGCUUCAAACGAGUCAUCCAAUCCAGAGGCAAGUUUGAAAUCGUCCACAAGGGCCUGUUUAAGACAGACAAAGUUGUGGGCACUGCUCAGCUGAAGCUAGAGGCUCUAGAAAACCAUUGUGACAUUAGAGAGAUAAUAGAGGUGAUGGAUGGACGUAAAACUACAGGUGGCAAGUUGGAGGUGAGGGUGAAGAUCAGAGAGCCUUUAUCAGGAGUUGAUCUCCAGCCAGUGACGGAGAAGUGGCUGGUGCUCGAUCCUGUGUCCCCCAUUUCUCCUCCCGAGAGACAAAAGGAACGGGCUCCAUCUCCUCGGUCUAAACCCAGACAUGAAUCGAGCAGCAGGAGCAGUCAUCCCAACAACUCUCCUCCGCAGUACAAACUCCACAGCUUCAGCCUCCUCAACUAUGACAGGGAGCGGCUGGAGAGAAAGAUUGCAGAGUACCGAAAGGCACGACGGGAUCCCCCAUCUGACCUCGUCCAUCAACACAAAGAGGUCACACACAGACUGCAGUGGCAGAAAGCACAGCUGGAGGGAGCCUCUUCUGCUCUACUGACAGAGUAUGAAAAUGUGCUGCGCCGCUCCGUCCAAGGGUACGCUGACUCUGUGAAGAAAUACUCCAGCCAGGGCAACAGGGACGCUGCCAAGGAAUCACUGGGCAAGUUGAAGAUGGUAGAGACUGAGCUGGAAUCGCUUAAAAGGAAACGCACAGGAUGAGAGGAGAGUAAGGGAGUGGAGACUUGGCUGGAGUACUGUUAUAUCAUCUCUCUCUCUCUCUCUCUCUCUCUCUCACACACUCCUAUACAAGCUUGAUGGUGUUUUAAGCCUCCAACGUCACCUUCCAGGCAGCUAACCCUCACCUUAACCCUAAACAUAACCAUUGACGCGCUGCCUGGAAGGCAACGUUGGGGGCUUAAAACAUCAAUAUUCAAACACUACAGUGGGUACUUUAAGCACCUUUAGUAUGAUUCUAUGCUGCCCAUGUCCAUGACAACUGCAUGAACCAACCGGACAAUUCUGUCAAUUGAUCAUAUAAACAAAGAAAGAAAUUAAAGCAAGCAUUAAAAUGUGUUAUGGGGGAAACAGGCUUAUUUGCACUUAGAGAAACACUAGAGAAAGCUGCUUUUAAAGUUCAUCUUUACAAACCUUACCUGUUCUGUUCAUUUUUUUCAGUCCCAUUUUUUCCUUUGAGAAUUGUUGGUGAAAGAUCUGUCAGAAGAUUUAUAAGUUUUACAUUUGGCACCAGCUCAGAGAGUCUGUUGGUGUCCACAGAUGACCAAAAAAUAUGUGCAUGUGUGCUCUGAAGUGUGUUUAACCUAUCGACAUAUUUUAUGUGUGUAAUGAGCUUAAUCUAAUCUGUCUGCUCCAGUGUUCCCAGAUUACAGUAAUCUGCUCCGUUUGGAGUGGUGUGAUAUGGGAAUAAAAAAACGGGGCUUCGGGGCGCCGCAGCCUACAUCCCAUAACGAGGGAUUAGUGUUUGUGUCACCAAGGAGACGACUAGAUCAGACGUAGAGUCGCCUUUGGGGCUGGGAAGAGGGGGUGUUAGCAGCGUGCCACGACUGUGGUAGAGGCUUAGCUCUGCAAAAGGAUUGCUUCUUCUUCAUCAUCCGCUGUUUCUUCGUUGUUGUGUUCUUCAUCCUCACUUUCUUCACACUAAUUCCAUAUAUUCAAAGAUUAUUCACAGUCAUGAGUAAUAGGCCGCUCCACUAGGAUCUUCUUUAAACUCUUCAAUAAUAUUAAGCCCAUUAUGUUGUCGAUUAGAAAAUAAUUAACAGCUGCUGCCUCAGCUUGCUGCUAUUUUCCAUAGAUUUUGGCAUAUGCAGUUUACAAAACCAGAUUCUUUCCCACUGAGAUCUCCAGUGGCAGCACAGUGGAUGCUGAAUAGUCUGCCCACAGAAAGACAACUCAAUAUGUGUCAGUGAGGCUGGGUAAUUGCUCAUUUCUAUUUCUGUUGCCCCAUAGACAUCUCUGUCAUACAGUAGGCGCCCUUGUCAUUCCUGUCUACACUUAUAGUGGCCGUGAAGUCUAGGGAACAAAUAUCAGACAAAUCCUGUAAAACUUUAAAAAGAUGUGUGACAAGUGCAGACACCUUGCAAUUAAUCAUUUUCUCAACAGCACUAGAUGUACAAAAACAGGAAUGUGACGAAUAUGUCUGUUUAGAGGACAGAUGUUUCCUCUGUGUGUUGGACAACCUGCUAACCUGACAGCAGAUUCUGUUGACCCACGUUGAUUGCAUGCAGCCGGGAUGUAGCAAACUAGUUUAAAUGACCCUUACUUCAUCUGACUCUUCAAUGUGGAUGAUGUCUGUUAACUCCACUAAUAGGUUUUUUGGUCACGUGACACAGCAGAGACUCAUGUGUUUGCCCUAAUCCACUCACUGCUUCACCCCAUUAGCAAAUAAUCCUGGUUAAAGUUGACCUGAUAUGGCCCUCCAUAGUCUGUGUUGAUUUUUUUUUUUAACACCCCUUCCCCCACUUUUUUUUAAUCUAUCAGGAGAGGAUAUCUUCUGACUCUUUGUAAAUGGUACGUUAUGGUGCUUUUGAUCAGCUGAUAUUCUUUUAGAUGGACAGAUGAUUGCUUAUAGUGGCAUGAUAACUUUUAGUUAAUUAUGAGGUGGCUCUGAAAGGACUACUGUAUGCCAAUGUGUGUUUGCAACUUUUAGCUCCUUAAUUACAAGUCAUGUACACUUAACAUUUUUGCUGACAAUUUUUCAAUGUAUGCUGCACAGUUUCAGAUUUGAUGUAUUUUCCCUACUAUUCCUGGCAGCCAUUAGUUUCCAUUCAUUUCAGUGCAGUAUGAAAAUCUGUUAGCAGACUGUUGAAACUUGCUUGUCAAACAUUUGGCUCAAACAUUAAUUGUUCAACAUUUAGUUGGGUUAAUUUAUGUUAUUUAUUCGAUAAAGACGGCAUUAACGAUGAAGAUUAAGAUGAUGUAACUUUUACAAAAAUGAAUGCAGAAUCAAUGAUUUACACAUUGGUUUAAUUGGUUUUCAUACUGUAUGGAAAUUAAUAGAAAUCAAUGGCUGCCUGAAUCUAUAAAAAAAAUACGACUAUAGAUUAAUUACAAUGCCAAAAAAACAAUGUCUUCAAUUUUCUUGUUUUGUUAGACCUCACUCUCCAAAACCCAGAGAUAUUAAGUUUACUAUCAUAUAAGACGAAGAAAAGCUACAAAUUCUCAGAAUUUAGAAGCUGGAUAUAGGGAAGGUUGUGUUUUGGCUCCAAAACGGAUUAAACAAAUUGAUUAUUAAUCAAUCGAUCAAUCUUAAAAAUUGCUGUGAUGUAAACUAGUUUGUAGUUAAUGGGCUAAAACAUGCAAAUCCACCACGUUGGUUCUUUAACAGAAAAUGUGUUUUUCUGAUUUACAAAGUCAAGUAAAUGGUGAAUAAGAACACAUUGCUCUGACAUAACGGGGGCUGAAGCACUCGCAUGUUUUAACGUGUUUAAACGCACACAGAACUGCAGCGAAGCAGCACUCCUUUCUCUAACUCCAAAACCUUUAACCCCAUGUCAACACACACACACACACACACACACACACACACACACACACCACUGCUUGAGUAACCUCUCAGCCUCUGAGGCUGUCCUGUUGUCAUAGCGACGUGCUCAUUAGCAUUCAGUGUGGUAGUUAGAUGGUCAGGACCCAGAGAGAGGGACAUAUUGUCAAAGUUUGUCCUGCUGGUGACUCACACUCCUUUUUUACAUUUACAAGACACCACACACACUCCUGACCCUUUUUUUUAUUUAGGUUGUUUGGCUCUCCUCUCUGUUUGAUCUACUCUGUAAUCUCACUGCACUCCAUUUAAAAAGGAGAAAGUUUGGUGAAUUAUUGGUAAUAUUUCUGUCCUGAUCUGCUGCAGUAAAUGUAUUGUUCGGGAACAUACUAUUCUUGAACCUAUUACAUUUAUUAAUCUAUUAAAUCAUGUAAGAGCAAUCAAUAUAAAUGUAAUAUUUGUAUACAGUAAAUACACAGCAUAAUAUACUCUGUCUCUAUUUUUACGUGUAAGUCAUGAUUUGUGCAGCUCAGACAGGGAAUGUAUGAAGGAAUGAUUGUUAAGGCUUUAUUAUGUAUGAGGUUGGUGUGAACAUGAAUAAAAUAUUGAAACAGCA